Molecule: messenger RNA, 1776 nt
Organism: Gastrolobium bilobum
Lineage: Eukaryota; Viridiplantae; Streptophyta; Magnoliopsida; Fabales; Fabaceae
Exons: 2
Coding region: 206-1576 (456 amino acids)
Source: RefSeq, a predicted model, not a curated record
ACUAACACAAAAACGCUUGCUUACUUCUUUUAGGUUAACCAAAACGCAGCUACUCUACUCUUAUCACAUGAACCCACCACUCAACUCCAACGCCAACAACAACAACAACAACAACAACGUGAUGUUGCUUCCGCUACAUGCGUACCUCCUCACGCAGUAGCAUUAUUCCUUGUUUUCUCGCAAACCCAAACUUGUUUGCUCCGCCAUGGAUCCUUGCCCUUUCGUGCGCCUCACCGUCGGUAACCUCGCCCUCAAGAUUCCUGUUGCUUCCAAGCCCGCUCGCUCCGUCGUUCACCCUUCUUCCUCUCCAUGUUUCUGCAAGAUCAAACUCAAGAACUUCCCUCUUCAAUCCGCUGUCGUUCCCUUCAUCCCUCCUGAUAGCAACUUCCAUGACUCUCAGGUGCAGCCUAUCGCUGCCACCUUCCACCUUAGCAAGUCCGAUCUUGACAGACUCGCCGGAAAAUCCAUCUUCGCCGGGAAGCUCUGCUUGAAAAUAUCGAUCUACACUGGCCGGAGGGGCACUACCUGCGGCGUCAACUCCGGGAGGCUGCUGGGAAAAGUUUCCGUGCCGUUGGAUCUGGCGGGAACGGUAUCGAAGACUACAGUGUUCCACAAUGGGUGGAUUACGGUGGGAAAGGAAGCCAAACGCUCUUCCGCACAGUUUCAUCUGAAUGUGAAGGCCGAACCUGAUCCCAGAUUCGUGUUCCAGUUCGAUGGCGAACCAGAGUGCAGCCCCCAAGUUUUCCAGAUCCAAGGCAACAUUUCGCAACCGGUCUUCACCUGCAAGUUCAGUUUCAGAAACACCGGUGACCGGAAUCAGCUUUCCAGGUCGUUACAGUCAGAGCCUGGUAAUUCUAGAAGCUGGUUAAGCUCGUUUGGAAGUGAGCGCGAGCGCCCGGGGAAAGAACGUAAAGGAUGGUCCAUAACGGUUCAUGAUCUUUCAGGAUCGCCGGUAGCGGCAGCUUCUAUGGUCACGCCUUUCGUUGCUUCACCCGGUUCAGACCGGGUCAGCAGCUCCAACCCUGGCUCCUGGCUCAUUCUUCGCCCGGGCGAUGGCACCUGGAAGCCCUGGGGGAGACUCGAGGCCUGGCGCGAACGCGGCGGUUCCGACGGCCUUGGUUACCGCUUCGAGCUCGUACCGGACACCAACGGCGGCAUGAGCGCUGCCGGUAUAGUCCUCUCCGAGUCCACGCUGAGCACUAACAAAGGAGGAAAAUUCGUGAUCGACUUGAGCAGCCGCGGCGCAGCCUGCGCCGGCGGAGGAGGAUCAAACGGCCGCGCAACGCCGGGGAGCGCGACGUCGCCUGUGUGCAGUCCGAGAAGCAGCGGUGAUUAUGGUUACGGGCUUUGGCCGUAUUGUAUGUACAGAGGUUUCGUGAUGUCGGCGAGCGUUGAGGGUGAGGGAAGGUGCAGCAAGCCUACGGUGGAAGUGAGCGUGCCACACGUGAACUGCGCGGAAGAUGCGGCGGCAUUUGUGGCUUUAGCCGCUGCCGUUGAUCUUAGCGUGGAUGCUUGCAGGCUUUUCUCUCAACGGUUGAGGAAGGAGCUCUGCCAACAGCAGGAUUUGCUUGGCUGAUUCCGCAGUUUUCUCUCUGUCGUUUCAUGCUUUUGCCCCUGACGUUUUUUUUAAAUUUUUUUUUUAAUGGGGUUGUUGGAGUGAGGCAUUUUUCUAACUAACAAACAAUUUACAGGCUGUACAGGGAUGAGAGUGUUAGAGUGGGCGCUUUGUAUUCACGUGUGGCUUUUCAUUGAUUUUCUCUCCGUUUUUUUCGUCAA